This is a messenger RNA of Leptopilina boulardi, 1355 nucleotides long. RefSeq names its product flap endonuclease 1 (gene Fen1). Gene Ontology annotation, molecular function: DNA binding; RNA-DNA hybrid ribonuclease activity; magnesium ion binding. Lineage: Eukaryota; Metazoa; Arthropoda; Insecta; Hymenoptera; Figitidae. Bases 107 to 1246 code for a protein of 379 amino acids. The record is from RefSeq and is a predicted model, not a curated record. Gene Ontology annotation, cellular component: nucleus. The transcript is spliced from 7 exons.
GCCUUUAUAAAAGUGGUGGCAGGUUUUUUGUUGUGGAUGUGCGCUUUCUCUCAAAAAAUAAUUGACAAUUAUUUUCAAAGUAUUUGUUGUUUUUAUUUAGAUAAAUAUGGGAAUUUUGGGACUCUCAAAAUUAAUUGCGGAUGCCGCACCGCAAUCUAUUAAAGAAUCUGAAUUGAAACAUUAUUUUGGUCGUAAAAUUGCUAUUGACGCUUCUAUGUGUCUUUAUCAAUUUUUAAUCGCUGUACGUUCUGAUGGAGCUCAAUUAACAUCAACAGACGGCGAAACAACUAGUCAUCUAAUGGGAACAUUCUACAGAACAAUUAGACUUGUUGAACAAGGAAUAAAACCGGUCUAUGUAUUCGAUGGUAAACCACCGAAUUUAAAAGGUGGUGAACUUGCGAAACGUGCUGAAAAAAGAGACGAAGCUCAAAAGCUUCUUCAAGCUGCAGAGGAAGCGGGAAACGUUGAGGAUAUGGACAAAUUUAAUAGACGUUUAGUCAAAGUAACGAAAACUCACAACGAAGAGGCAAAACAACUUUUGAAAUUAAUGGGAGUUCCCUAUAUCGAUGCUCCCUGCGAAGCUGAGGCACAAUGCGCAGCUCUUGUAAAAGCAGGAAAAGUUUUUGCUACUGCCACCGAAGAUAUGGAUGCAUUAACUUUCGGUGCCAAUGUUCUUUUACGUCGUUUGACAUUCAGUGAAGCGCGAAAAUUACCCGUUCAGGAGUUUCAUUUCGACAAAGUUCUCGAGGGAUUGGAACUGAAUAAAGACGAGUUUAUCGAUCUUUGUAUUAUGUUGGGAUGCGAUUACACUAAUAGCAUUAAAGGCGUUGGUCCAAAGAGAGCUAUUGAAUUAAUUAAAACUCACAGAUCAUUGGAAAAAAUUAUCGAAAAUUUGGACACAAAAAAGUUCCCCGUUCCCGAGGAUUGGAAUUAUAAACAAGCGAGGCUUCUCUUCCAGGAACCCGAAAUAACCAAUCCAGAUGAAAUCGAGUUAAAAUGGACGGAUCCUGAUGAGGAGGGUUUGGUACAGUAUUUAUGUGGUGAUAAACAAUUUAAUGAGGAACGUGUUAGAAAUGGGACGAAAAAAUUGCUAAAAGCAAGAAGCACAUCGACACAAGGAAGACUUGAUUCAUUUUUCAAAGUUUUGCCAAAUCCAAAUCCAAAUCCAAUAAAACGCAAAGUUGAUGAGAAAAAAACACCAGCGAAGAAAGGAAAAUCAGGCGCAAAACGCGGAAGAGCGAAAUAAUUUUUAUGAAAUUUUGUCAUCAAAAAUUAUUCUUCUUCUUUCUUUUUUUUUAACUUAUUUUUGUAAUAAUUUUUUUUUUUACUCAAUGUACAUUUUCAUAAUAAUUAUU